Molecule: messenger RNA, 576 nt
Organism: Calliphora vicina (urban bluebottle blowfly)
Lineage: Eukaryota; Metazoa; Arthropoda; Insecta; Diptera; Calliphoridae
Product: general odorant-binding protein 56d-like
Exons: 2
Coding region: 88-495 (135 amino acids)
Biological process (GO): sensory perception of smell
Molecular function (GO): odorant binding
Source: RefSeq, a predicted model, not a curated record
UUGUUAUAAAAACUCAAGACUGAAUAAACAACAGCACAGUCAUUAAACGGCCACUAAUCUGAAAAAACAAAAAUCUAAAGAAACAAUAUGAAGGUCUACAUUACUUUAGCUGUUGUUUGCUUAAUUGCCAGUGCUGUUGCACACCACGAAUUGACUGAGGAGGAGAAAGCUAAGAUCAAGGUUCACUUCCAGGAAUGUGUUAAACAGGAAAAUGUCUCUGAAGAAGAUGCCACCAAAUUGCGCAACAAGGAUUUCGCUAAUGCCACACCCGGCAUGAAAUGUUUCGGUGCUUGCUUCUUUGAAAAGGUGGGCAUUUUGAAGGAUAGCGUUGUACAAGAAGAUGUGGUUUUGGCCAAAUUGGUGCCCCACUAUGGCGAGGAAAAUGUGAAGAAAGUUUUGGAGAAAUGCAAGAACGAAAAGGGUGCCGAUCGUUGUGAAACCGGUUUCAAAAUCUACGAAUGCGUCGAAAAAGCCAAGGCUGAAUUGGGUCAUUAAAUUUUGACUGAAGACUUUGAGGAGAAAAGUAUUAAAUGAAGAAGAUAUUUGUAAAUAAAGAAAAAAAUUAAACAAAGUUAA